Molecule: messenger RNA, 6079 nt
Organism: Nothobranchius furzeri (turquoise killifish)
Lineage: Eukaryota; Metazoa; Chordata; Actinopteri; Cyprinodontiformes; Nothobranchiidae
Source: RefSeq, a predicted model, not a curated record
AACCCUCGUGAGGCCAUCAGCAGCUGUUCUUCUGGGCAGAGGAGAGAAGUAAAGAAUCAUCAUGAGUGGGGACGCAGAAAUGGAGUGUUUUGGCCCGGCGGCCGUUUACCUCCGGAAGCCGGAAAGGGAGAGGAUCGAAGCUCAGAACACCCCCUUUGAUGCUAAAACAGCAUAUUUUGUGACUGAGCCCAGUGAGAUGUACUUAAAGGGGAAACUUAUAAAAAAAGAAGGCGCCAAAGCCACCGUGGAGACACUGUGUGGAAAGACUCUCACUGUGAAAGAAGAUGAAAUCUUCCCCAUGAACCCUCCAAAGUUCGAUAAGAUUGAGGACAUGGCUAUGAUGACCCACCUCAAUGAGCCCGCUGUGCUGUACAACCUCAAAGAGCGUUAUGCAGCAUGGAUGAUCUACACCUACUCUGGGUUGUUCUGCGUCACUGUGAACCCCUACAAGUGGCUGCCAGUGUACGACACAGUGGUGGUUGCAGGAUACAGGGGGAAGAAAAGGAUCGAGGCUCCGCCACACAUCUUCUCCAUCUCUGAUAAUGCUUAUCAGUUCAUGCUUCAAGAUAGAGAGAACCAGUCCAUCCUGAUUACCGGAGAAUCUGGCGCUGGAAAGACUGUCAACACCAAGCGUGUCAUCCAGUACUUUGCGACAAUCGCAGUGGCUUCUGGGAAGAAAACCGAACAGGUUCCAGGCAAAAUGCAGGGAUCACUGGAAGAUCAGAUCAUUGCAGCAAACCCGCUGCUGGAAGCUUACGGGAACGCCAAGACCGUGAGGAAUGACAACUCUUCACGUUUCGGAAAGUUCAUCAGAAUUCACUUUGGAUCGACUGGAAAGCUGGCUUCAGCUGAUAUUGAAACAUAUCUGCUGGAGAAGUCUCGAGUGACGUUCCAGCUGUCCGCUGAGAGGAGCUACCACAUCUUCUAUCAGCUCACUACAGGACACAAACCUGAGCUGAUAGAGGCCCUUCUCAUCACCACCAACCCUUAUGACUAUCCCAUGAUCAGUCAGGGUGAAAUCACAGUCAAAAGUAUUAAUGACAUUGAAGAAUUCAUUGCCACUGAUGUAAGAAAUGCUCAAAUAUACCCCCGAAUAUGUAAAAACAAAUUAUUUUUCUCUAGAAUGGUUUUGAUAAUUUCCAUUUUCUCUAACAACUUACAGACUGCUAUCGACAUCCUGGGUUUUACUGCAGAAGAGAAGGUUAGCAUGUACAAGCUAACAGGAGCCGUGAUGCAUCAUGGGAACAUGAAGUUCAAGCAGAAGCAGCGUGAAGAGCAGGCUGAGCCUGACGGCACUGAGGUUGCUGAUAAAAUCUCUUAUCUGAUGGGCUUAAACUCAGCUGACCUGCUGAAGGCGCUGUGCUAUCCCAGAGUGAAAGUGGGAAAUGAGUUUGUCACUAAGGGCCAGACUGUCCCACAGGUCAACAAUGCUGUCUCAGCUCUUUGCAAGUCCGUUUAUGAGAAAAUGUUCUUGUGGAUGGUCGUCAGAAUCAAUGAGAUGCUGGAUACCAAGCAGCCAAGAAGCUUCUUCAUUGGUGUCUUGGACAUUGCUGGGUUUGAAAUUUUCGACUACAACAGCCUGGAACAGCUGUGCAUCAACUUUACCAAUGAAAAGCUGCAGCAGUUCUUCAACCACCACAUGUUCGUCCUGGAGCAAGAAGAGUACAAGAAGGAGGGAAUCGAGUGGGAGUUCAUCGACUUCGGCAUGGACUUGGCUGCCUGCAUUGAGCUUAUUGAGAAGCCAAUGGGCAUCUUCUCCAUCCUUGAAGAGGAGUGCAUGUUCCCAAAGGCUACAGACAUGACCUUCAAGAGCAAACUGUAUGACCAGCAUCUGGGAAAGAGCGCCCCCUUCCAGAAGCCAAAACCUGCCAAAGGCAAAGCUGAGGCUCAUUUCUCUCUGAUGCACUAUGCUGGUACUGUGGACUACAAUGUCACAGGUUGGCUGGAAAAGAACAAGGACCCUCUGAAUGACUCAGUGGUGCAGCUCUACCAGAAGUCUUCAGUCAAGCUGUUGGCCUUCCUGUAUGUUUCUCAUGCUGGAUCAGAAGCUGAGGGAGGUGGAAAGAAAGCUGGCAAGAAGAAGGGUGGAUCAUUCCAGACUGUAUCUGCUCUGUUCAGGGAGAAUCUUGGCAAGCUGAUGACCAACCUGAGGAGCACUCAUCCUCAUUUUGUGCGCUGCUUGAUUCCAAACGAGUCAAAGACUCCUGGUCUGAUGGAGAACCACCUGGUCAUCCACCAGCUGAGGUGUAACGGUGUGCUGGAGGGGAUCAGGAUCUGCAGGAAAGGUUUCCCCAGCAGAAUUCUCUACGGUGACUUCAAGCAGAGGUACAAAGUACUGAACGCCAGCGUCAUCCCUGAGGGUCAGUUCAUCGACAACAAGAAGGCCUCAGAGAAACUACUGGGCUCUAUCGAUGUGGACCACACUCAGUACAAAUUUGGACACACUAAGGUGUUCUUUAAAGCCGGCCUGCUGGGAGUUCUGGAGGAGAUGAGAGAUGAUAAAUUGGCUGAGCUGGUCACAAUGACUCAGGCUCUUUGCAGAGGAUUCCUCAUGAGGCGCGAGUUUGUCAAAAUGAUGGAGAGACGAGAUGCCAUUUUCACCAUCCAGUACAACAUCCGAGCAUUCAUGAACGUCAAAACUUGGCCAUGGAUGAAGCUGUACUUCAAGAUCAAACCACUGCUGAAGAGCGCAGAGACGGAGAAGGAGAUGGCCCAAAUGAAGGAGGACUUUGCAAAGACCAAAGAGGACCUGGCAAAGGCUCUGGCCAAGAAGAAAGAACUGGAGGAGAAAAUGGUUUCCCUCCUUCAGGAGAAGAAUGACUUGUUAUUGCAAGUGCAGUCUGAAGGUGAAAACCUGGCCGAUGCAGAGGAAAGAUGUGAAGGGCUCAUUAAAGCUAAAAUCCAGCUUGAGGCCAAGGUCAAAGAGACGGCUGAGAGACUGGAGGAUGAGGAGGAGAUCAACGCUGAGCUGACAGCAAAGAAGAGGAAACUUGAGGACGAGUGUUCUGAGUUAAAGAAGGACAUAGAUGACUUGGAGCUCACUCUGGCCAAAGUGGAAAAGGAGAAACACGCCACUGAAAACAAGGUUAAAAACCUGGUUGAGGAAAUGACUUCCCAAGAUGAGAUGAUUGCUAAACUAACAAAAGAGAAGAAAGCCCUCCAAGAGGCCCACCAGCAGACCCUCGAUGACCUGCAGGCAGAGGAAGACAAAGUCAACACUCUGACGAAGGCCAAGACCAAACUGGAGCAGCAAGUCGAUGAUCUCGAAGGCUCUCUGGAACAAGAAAAGAAGCUCCGUAUGGAUCUCGAGCGAGCUAAACGAAAGCUUGAGGGAGACCUGAAGCUGGCUCAGGAGUCAUUAAUGGAUCUGGAGAAUGACAAGCAGCAGUCUGAGGAGAAGAUAAAGAAAAAAGACUUUGAGAUAAACCAGCUCCUCACCAGGAUUGAAGACGAGCAGUCUCUUGGUAUCCAGUUACAGAAAAAGAUUAAAGAACUUCAGGCUCGCAUUGAGGAGCUGGAAGAGGAAAUCGAGGCUGAGCGAGCUGCUCGGGCCAAGGUGGAGAAGCAGAGGUCGGAUCUCUCCAGGGAACUUGAGGAGAUCAGCGAGAGGCUCGAAGAAGCUGGAGGAGCCACAGCAGCUCAGAUUGAGAUGAACAAGAAGCGCGAGGCCGAGUUCCAGAAGCUGCGUCGGGAUCUGGAAGAGUCCACCCUUCAGCACGAGGCCACGGCUGCAGCUCUGCGCAAGAAGCAGGCUGACAGCGUGGCAGAGCUGGGAGAGCAGAUCGACAACCUCCAGAGAGUCAAACAAAAGCUGGAGAAGGAGAAAAGCGAGUACAAGAUGGAGAUCGAUGACCUCUCCAGCAACAUGGAGUCUAUUGCAAAAUCAAAGGGAAACUUGGAAAAGAUGUGCAGGACCUUGGAGGAUCAGCUGAGCGAGCUGAAAGCCAAGAAUGAGGAGAACGUUCGUCAGCUGAAUGACAUCAGUGCACAAAAAGCACGACUCCAGACUGAAAAUGGCGAAAUUAGCCGACAGCUGGAGGAGAAAGAAGCUCUUGUGUCUCAGCUGACCAGAGGCAAACAGGCUUACACUCAGCAGAUUGAGGAACUGAAGAGACACAUAGAGGAGGAAGUGAAGGCCAAGAACGCUCUGGCUCAUGCAGUUCAGUCGUCUCGUCAUGACUGUGACCUGCUCAGAGAGCAGUAUGAGGAGGAGCAGGAGGCCAAGGGUGAGCUUCAGCGUGCGAUGUCCAAGGCUAACAGCGAGGUGGCUCAGUGGAGAACCAAGUAUGAGACUGAUGCCAUUCAGCGCACUGAGGAGCUGGAGGAGGCCAAGAAGAAGCUGGCCCAGCGUCUUCAGGAUGCUGAGGAAUCCAUCGAGGCUGUGAAUGCUAAAUGUGCCUCACUAGAGAAGACUAAACAGAGGCUGCAGGGUGAGGUGGAGGACCUGAUGAUCGACGUGGAGAGAGCUAACGCUCUGGCUGCGAACCUCGACAAGAAGCAGAGGAACUUUGAUAAGGUUCUUGCUGAGUGGAAGCAGAAGUAUGAAGAGAGCCAGGCUGAGUUGGAGGGAGCUCAGAAGGAGGCUCGCUCUAUGAGCACAGAGCUGUUCAAAAUGAAGAACUCUUAUGAAGAAGCUCUGGACCACCUGGAGACCCUGAAGAGGGAGAACAAGAACCUGCAACAGGAGAUUUCAGAUCUGACUGAGCAGCUUGGGGAGACCGGAAAGACGAUCCAUGAGCUUGAAAAGGGAAAGAAGACAGUGGAGAGUGAGAAGUCAGAAAUCCAGACUGCUUUAGAGGAAGCAGAGGCCACACUGGAGCAUGAAGAGUCCAAGAUUCUCCGCAUCCAGCUGGAGCUUACCCAAGUUAAGAGCGAAAUUGACAGAAAGCUUGCAGAAAAGGACGAGGAGAUUGAACAAAUCAAGAGAAACAGCCAGAGGGUGAUUGAGUCCAUGCAGAGCACUCUGGAUGCUGAAGUCAGGAGUAGGAAUGACGCUUUAAGAAUUAAGAAGAAGAUGGAAGGAGACCUCAACGAGAUGGAGAUUCAGCUGAGCCACGCUAACCGACAGGCUGCUGAGGCUCAGAAACAGCUGAGGAACUUGCAGGGACAGCUUAAGGAUGCCCAACUCCAUCUUGAUGAAGCACUUAGAGGCCAGGAUGACAUGAAGGAGCAGGUUGCGAUGGUGGAGCGCAGGAACAACCUGAUGGUGGCUGAGAUCGAGGAGCUGAGAGCUGCACUCGAGCAGACGGAGAGAAGCCGCAAAGUGGCUGAACAGGAACUGCUGGAUGCCAGCGAGCGAGUGACAUUGCUGCACUCUCAGAAUACCAGUCUCAUCAACACCAAGAAGAAGCUAGAGGCGGAUUUUGUUCAGAUCCAAGGGGAGGUGGAGGAUGCUGUUCAGGAAGCAAGAAAUGCUGAGGAAAAAGCCAAGAAGGCCAUCACUGAUGCUGCUAUGAUGGCAGAAGAGCUGAAGAAGGAGCAGGACACCAGCGCUCAUUUGGAGAGAAUGAAGAAGAAUUUGGAGGUCACAGUGAAGGACCUGCAGCAUCGUCUUGAUGAAGCUGAAAACCUGGCCAUGAAGGGAGGCAAGAAGCAGCUCCAGAAGCUGGAAGCUCGGGUACGUGAGCUGGAGGCUGAGGUUGAAAGUGAGCAGCGGCGAGGAGCGGAGGCUGUCAAAGGUGUUCGCAAAUACGAGAGAAGAGUCAAGGAGCUCAGCUAUCAGACCGAGGAGGACAAGAAGAAUAUCGUCAGGCUGCAAGAUCUGGUGGACAAGCUGCAGCUAAAAGUGAAGGCCUAUAAGAGACAGUCAGAGGAGGCUGAGGAGCAGGCCAACACUCACAUGUCCAGGCUGAGGAAGGUGCAGCAUGAGUUGGAGGAAGCCCAGGAGCGUGCCGACAUCGCCGAGUCCCAGGUCAACAAGCUGAGGGCCAAGAGUCGGGAAGUCGGAAAAGCAAAGGAGUCUGAGGAAUAAGCUAAAACCUUUGUGGGAGGCCAAAUGAAAAUCAUAAAAUAUGAGUUUUCAUUGAAUUUCUCACAUCAAAAGUUGUAAAUCUACCAUUAAUAAAAGAUGCAAACCUUC